AAACCCGCGGAACAGAGAUGCUCCAUUUUAAACUGCAAAAUUCACUCUGUAAUGCUUCACCAAGCCCCCAAGAGAACUAUAGAGACACCCACCACUCUCUCCAAGCUCCUACAGAAUAUUUUGAUUGAACCCAAACAAGAGCUAAAACCCCUGCAAAAUCCCUUGAACCAAUCUGCUCUUGUACAGAACGAUAAGCCUCCACAGAAUCAACUAAACCAGUUACCCUUUCAAGGAAAGUAUAGAUACAUUUGCGACCUCCUUUUAUCUCAAACCCACUCAAGGUCCCUUUUUAAUGGCCUUCAACUUCAUGCCCAAAUCAUCAAAUCAGGCCUUCAAGCAAUCCCUCUAGUCUCCCACCAUCUCAUCAACUUCUAUUCCAAGACAGAGUUGCCCCUUUUUUCCCUUCAAGUUUUUGAGGAAGCUCAGCAGAAGUCAUCCACCACCUGGAGCUCUUUAAUAUCCUCUUUAGCGCAAAAUGCGCUGCCUGGUCUUGCCAUCGAAUACUUUCGUCGAAUGCUUGUUGAUAAUAUCCGGCCUGACGACCGUAUAUUCCCUAGUGCUACUAAAGCUUGUGCAAUUUUGGGUAGGUGUGAUAUUGGGAAAUCUGUUCAUGGUUUUGUGAUUAAAACUGGACUUGAUUUUGACGUGUUUGUGGGGAGUUCUACGGUUGACAUGUACGCAAAAUGUGGGGAGAUAAAGGAUGCGAGAAAAGUGUUUGAUCAAAUGCCAGAGAGGAAUGUGGUUUCUUGGAGUGGUAUGAUUUAUGGGUAUGCUCAAUUGGGUGAAGAUGAGGAGGCUUUAAGACUCUUCAAAGAAGCUUUAUUGGAGGAUUUGGAUGUGAAUGAUUUUACUUUUUCCAGUGUUAUUAGGGUUUGUGGUAAUUCCACAUUGCUUGAACUAGGGAGGCAGAUGCAUGGUUUGUGUUUCAAAACAAGUUAUGAUUCGUCAAGUUUUGUGGGCAGUUCUUUGAUUUCUUUAUAUUCAAGAUGUGGUGUUAUUGAAGCAGCUUCUAGGGUUUUUGAUGAGGUCCCAAUUAAGAAUCUUGGGAUGUGGAAUGCUAUGUUGAUUUCUUCUGCUCAACAUGCACAUACAGAGAAAGUCUUUGAUUUGUUUGAAAAAAUGAAAAUUGUUAGGAUGAGACCAAAUUUUAUUACCUUUUUAUGUUUGCUUUAUGCUUGUAGUCAUGCAGGAUUAAUUGAUAAAGGAAAGUUCUAUUUUGGGCUUAUAAAGGAGUAUGGGAUUGAGCCAGGGGCUCAGCAUUAUGCUUCUAUGGUGGACUUGCUUGGCCGUGCUGGGAAAUUACAGGAAGCACUUGCAACUAUUAAGGGAAUGCCCAUAGAGCCAACAGAAUCUGUGUGGGGAGCUUUUCUUACAGGGUGCCGCCUCCAUGGGGAUAGUGAAUUGGCAGCCUUUGCAGCUGAUAGAAUCUUUGAGUUGGGGCCUGUUAGUUCAGGCAUGAAUGUGCUGUUAUCCAAUGCAUAUGCUGCUGCUGGAAGAUACGAGGAUGCAGCCAGAGCCAGAAAGAUGCUUAGGGAUCAUGGUGUAAAAAAAGAGACAGGUUUGAGUUGGAUUGAGGAAGGUAAUAGGGUUCAUACCUUUGCUGCAGGGGAUAGGUCUCACGAGAGAACCAAAGAAAUUCAUCAGAAAUUAGGGGAAUUGGAAGAAGAUAUGGAGAGAGCUGGUUAUGUAGCAGACACAAGUUUUGUACUUCGAGAGGUGGAUAGUGAAGAGAAAAGGCUGACAAUUAGGUACCAUAGUGAAAGACUGGCAGUUGCAUUCGGGCUCAUUGCCUUCAGAGACAAUAGGCCAAUUAGGGUAAUGAAAAAUUUGCGGAUAUGUGGUGAUUGCCACACUGCAAUCAAGUUUAUGUCCCAGUGCUCUGGAAGAGUAAUAAUCGUGAGAGAUAAUAACAGGUUUCAUCGGUUUGAAAAUGGAAAAUGCUCAUGUGAUGACUACUGGUGACUGAAGUGUAAAAGUUUCAGUUAACCUGACUAGUAUCUUUUUUAUGGGAAAAAUCUUUACAGGAUAAGAAGAAAUAAAUCUCUUUUCAAUUUCACAAAUCUCAGAUGCCUUUUUCAGUA
Molecule: messenger RNA, 2081 nt
Organism: Hevea brasiliensis (rubber tree)
Lineage: Eukaryota; Viridiplantae; Streptophyta; Magnoliopsida; Malpighiales; Euphorbiaceae
Product: putative pentatricopeptide repeat-containing protein At5g52630
Exons: 1
Coding region: 52-1962 (636 amino acids)
Biological process (GO): RNA modification
Molecular function (GO): protein binding; zinc ion binding; RNA binding
Source: RefSeq, a predicted model, not a curated record